This is a messenger RNA of Chelonus insularis, 2332 nucleotides long. RefSeq names its product THO complex 5 (gene thoc5). Gene Ontology annotation, molecular function: mRNA binding. Gene Ontology annotation, cellular component: THO complex part of transcription export complex. The record is from RefSeq and is a predicted model, not a curated record. The transcript has 6 exons. The coding region runs from base 233 to 2245 and encodes 670 amino acids. Lineage: Eukaryota; Metazoa; Arthropoda; Insecta; Hymenoptera; Braconidae. Gene Ontology annotation, biological process: mRNA export from nucleus; positive regulation of DNA-templated transcription, elongation.
UGACUCCAGAUCAGAAGGUUGCGUGUUCAAAUCACGUCGGGGUCAAAGGUAGAAUUUUUUUUAGGUUAUCGGUAUUUUUUUCCUUGUAAUAAAAUAUUUUAUGUUUUAUUCAUUAAUAUUAUUAUCAAGUUUUGAAAAUUAUUUAUUGUAGCUAUUUAGAUUUGAUUAACAUCGGACAUGUGUCAUACAUUAUAAUAGCUUUAAUAACUUGUACCUUUUAAUUCAAUACAACAUGACUAAAGAAAGUGAUACCGAAAAUGCAAAAAAAAGAAGAAAAUCUAUUAAUAGUAAUAGCAGCAAUGCAAGUACAAUAACUAAUAAGGAAAAUGAUAUGUAUAAGAUGACCAUAACCUUCGAAGAGGAAGAAGCACUAAAACGUUCACCAGAAAAAGACUCUGAAAUAUUUCUCUCAACAUGUGACAGUAUUAGGGAAGCUAUGAGUGAAAUAGCCAAGUUAAAAACAAGCAAUGAUCCAAAGGCAAAGGAUGAGAUUCAUGAGCUUCAAAUAAAAACAGCAUUAGCAUUUGUUGAAUUAAAAAAACUUAAUAGAAUGGAAAAGUUUAGAACUAAGUUUGCUAGAGAUUCUCUAACGAUAGCUAAAAGUGGAGUCGAUAGCAGACAUCUCCAGCUGCAAAACUUGCUUUAUGAAGUCAUGCAUUUAAAAAAAGAAGUAAUUAAGUGCUUACAAUUCAAAUCAAAAGAUGAAUUGAUUGAACUUGUACCCAUUGAAGAAUUUUAUAAAGAAGCACCUGAAAGUAUUUCUCAACCAAACAUAACAAAAAAUGAUGCACACAAAUUACGUCUUGCUCGUUUAGAAUGGGAAUUAACUCAAAGGAAGCAACUUGCAUCUCUUUGUGACGAAUUGACAGAAAACAAAAAAAGUGUCGCUCAAAAUAUUGAGUCUAAACAACAACGUCUUGAUAAUCUUGGACCUCAAUUACGAAUAAUAUUAGAAGCAAGUAAACCUCUUCAGAAUAGUCUAGGACUUCCUAUUGAUAAAGUUCACAAAGAAUAUCAAAAAGCAUCGUUGUUACCAUCAUCUUUGUAUGUGCUCUAUGCUAAAGCCAUAGCAUAUCGUGAUGCAUAUGAUAACUCAUUAAUUGUGACAGUGGAAGGUGAUGAAGACGAUGCUAAAAGGCUCAACAAUAAUGAAGGAAUUCAAGAUUCAGAUUCAGACCAAGAAAUUCAGUCUGAAAAUGUUCCAGAUGAAAUUCCAGUUCAUAAAAAACGUCAUCAUCGAUUAUCUAAAGAGGCAAGGGAAGAAGAGAAAAAGUUGAGAAUCUUACAAAAACAUCCUUUAAGUGUAAUGAUCAUUAUUAACAUUAAUAGCGAUACAAAAAUGACAUUAAGUUUUUACUACUUGACAUGCUUAAAAAUUAUCACAGUAGAAUCUCGCUUAGAUAUAGGUGAACUUAACAAUGCAUCAACAGAAGACAUGCUUAACUCUGAAUCUAUUCUUCGAGAAUUAUAUCCAAAGGAUACUGGUACAGAAAGUCCAAAUCCCGCUAACAGUUAUCAAUUAAUGCGCUUUAACGCCAUACCUUUUUCAUCUCUUGGUCUUGGUACUCCAUACAAAUGGACUCAAAGAAUGGCAGGAUUAAAUUUUAUAUCUGAUAUAAAUAUUGAAAAUAAUGUUACACACCAUCAGCUCUCUAAAAAUAGUGUUGAUAGUAUCUUGAAGGAAAUAAAACGUCGAGUUAAAGCACGAUUAGAUCUCUGUAAUGAAAUUCGUCAAUUAGAGUCUGGUAAUUUACCGGUAUCUAGUAAUGGAACUGAUUUAAGUCCUACAAAAAUAUCAACAAACCUACAUAAAUUUUCAAUCAUAUCUUGGAGAAGUUAUUCCAACUAUCCUGACACUCAGAAAAUCUCUAAACAUUUUGUUCUGCCUACAGACAUUUUUUAUGAGGCUGUGCUCCGUCGUGGAACUAAUGACCUAAUUGCACAUAUUGCUAUAAAACCAGAUUAUCCAAAAGUACCCGCGGUGAUUACUGUCAAUAUCAGUUCUUCAAUAACAUCAUCGCUAGAUAUUGUACGUGAUAUUGAACGAGAAGUCAAUGUGAUGUGGGAUAGACCUCCAAUUCUAUCAAAUCAACUCCAUCGACUUAGAACAUGUUUUGAUAUUUACUUAGAAACUGAAAAUAUGGCGCCUCGAGAAAAAAUCUUCUUUCAUCCAGUCAAAGGACGAAUAAGGGAAAGACCUUAUAAAUAUUUAGCUCUUGGAGGUGGUAUUUUUACUCAGCGUUAAAAGUAGACUGUUAUUACUAUAAUUUUCGUAAAAUCUGAUAAUAUUGUCUAAUAAGUAGAAUAAAGAUUCAUUUCAAGUAUUACUUUA